Loxodonta africana (African savanna elephant) is the source of this 2117-nucleotide messenger RNA. It is a transcript of the gene CHURC1, whose product is annotated as churchill domain containing 1. Bases 16 to 435 code for a protein of 139 amino acids. The record is from RefSeq and is a predicted model, not a curated record. Gene Ontology annotation, molecular function: zinc ion binding. Lineage: Eukaryota; Metazoa; Chordata; Mammalia; Proboscidea; Elephantidae. The transcript is spliced from 4 exons. Gene Ontology annotation, biological process: multicellular organism development; positive regulation of DNA-templated transcription; fibroblast growth factor receptor signaling pathway.
GACUGCUUGGAGCGCAUGCGACAAUCUUCUCCUAGCUCUCGCGAGGUUUCGUCUUCACGGAGACGUUGGAGGACCUUCCGUGUUAGCGGCGUCGCGAUGUGUGGCGACUGUGUGGAGAAGGAGUAUCCCAACCGGGGUAACACCUGCUUGGAGAAUGGAUCUUUCUUGCUGAACUUUACAGGUUGUGCAGUGUGCAGUAAACGAGAUUUUAUGCUGAUCACAAACAAAUCCUUCAAAGAGGAAGAUGGAGAAGAAAUAGUUACCUAUGAUCAUCUGUGUAAGAAUUGUCAUCAUGUAGUUGCCAGGCAUGAGUAUACAUUCAGUAUCAUGGAUGAAUUUCAGGAGUAUACCAUGCUGUGUCUGUUGUGUGGCAAAGCCGAAGAUACUAUCAGUAUUCUUCCUGAUGACCCCCGACAGAUGACUCUGUUGUUCUAAGAAGGCUCCUGCAGUUCUGUUGUAACCACGUAAAAUUGGUUUAUAAUACAGCAAACAGUUGGUUUAUAAUACGGCAGACUUAGUUUGUAGUGAAAAUUCUUUGCAUAUUUUAUCAGUUUAGAUUUAUCUAUUCUUUGAAAGAAAAAGUAAUUUAGGGAGUUGCUGCUCUCCAGAACUGAGUUCUUCUGCUCGAGUUCCCAGUUCACAUCAGUGCAACCAGAGUGAAGCAUCAUUAUUAGCAGUUAGAUGGCGAAAAAUGACUAGUAUGGGAACAGAUGUAGUGCCCAGAUUCUAGGACUGGGGCUGAAAUAUACAAGGUGAGCAUGGAGCAUAAAGUAAUGAAGUGCUCAAAAAAAAAAAAAAGUCACAAUGACUGGAGGUAUGUCAAAGAGACAGAGGAUCAGCUAAACAACUAAAGCUCCCAAUAGCAAUAGAUGGAACAAUGUAUAUAGCAAAAUAAGUAAAGUAGUGUUGGAUUGUAACCCAAAGUAUAAAUAUCCAGAGACCAUACUGAUAUAAAUAAAUGAUAGAAUAAAUAAAUAAGUGGAGAAGAGACAUCUCCUGGACAGAAAAAUUCAAAAUUUGUGUAGAAACUGUGCUAAAGGAAGUAGAGCAUAACUCCUCAACCCUUAAGUGUGGGUUGCACCUAGUAUUCCUUCCAAAGAGCAUGGAAGGGGAGUGGGGAGAGUAACUGUACAGUGGGGACCUGACAAACACUACCUCAGCCAGGUGAUCAAGAUUAAUAGCAUCAGCAGUAAGUCAUGUUGAUAGUGUGUGUGAUAUGUAUGUGUGAUACUAGUAUGUAUGAUGUGAUGACAAUGGCACUUUACCUCAGCAGUCUUCCAAAAACUCAUAGUCCCCGUCUAAUCAUGAGAAUAACACCACCCAAAUCUCAACUGAGGGACAGUCUGCAAAAUGGCCAACCAUGAAAGGGCCACAUAAACCAGAGACUCCAUCAGCCUGAGACCGGAAGAACUAGAUGGUGCCCAGCUACCACCAAUGACUACCCUGACAGGGCAUACAACAGAGGAUCCCAGAUGGAGCAGGAGAAAAGUGGGGUGCAGACCUCAAAUUCCAGUAAAAAGACCAGACUUGGUGGUCUGACGGAGACUGGAGGGACCCCAGAGGUAAUGGCCCCCGGACUCUCGAUUAGCCCCAAACUAAAACCAUUCCUGAGGCCAACUCUUCAGACAAAGAUUAGACUGGACUAUAAGACAUAAAAUGACAGUGGUGAGGAGAAUGCAUCUUAGCUCAAGUAGACACAUGAGACUGUGGGCAGCUCCCUUCUGGAGGCGAGAUGAGAAGGCAGAGGGGGACAGGAGCUGACAGAAUGGACACAGGACAUAUAGGGUGGAGAGAAGGAGUGUGCUACCACAUUGUGGGGAGAGCAGCUAGGGUCAUAUAACAAUGUGGGUAUAAGUUUUUGUAUGAGAACUGACUUAAAUUUUAAACUUUCACUUAAAGCACAAUUUAAAAAAAGGCCAACCAGCACUCUUUAAAACUGUCAAAGUUAUCAAAAACAAAGUCCAAGAAGCAGUCACAGCCAAGAGGACCCUAAGGAGACGUGACAACUAAAUGUAAUGUGGUAUCCUGAGUGAUCCUGGACCAGAAAAAGGACAUUGGGUUAAAAAAAAAGAAAAAAAUUAAGGCAAUCUCAAUAAAGUGUGUAUUUUAGUUGAUAA